AAAGCGACUCGUUCAAACAGCGGGGGAUUAGCACUCCAGUGUAUAAUAUAGCUCAGUGGUUGAGCUCCUGUCUGACUGGCGACUGCUGCCUGGCUGGGCUCUGCAUCCUGUCGUGAAAGAGCAACGGCGCGGGUGCUGCUGUGUGUGCGUGCUGUGUGUGUGCGAGGUGUGUUUGCUUGCAGAGUCAGUUCCAGUAUGAAGAGAGGCAAGAACACAGAGGAGGCGGCAGCAGAGGGGGAGAACAAGACAGGCUCUGCUUCUGCAAAGAAGACCAAAAAAUCCAAGGAACCAGAAGCCCCGAUAUUGUACAACGAUCCCCCUGACAAAACGACGAGCAAUGAUGGACGCAGCGCCAACAUGAAGAUCACCUCCUGGAAUGUCGAUGGGCUCAGGGCGUGGGUGAAAAAGAAUGGACUGGAUUGGGUGCGUGAGGAGGCGCCAGAUGUCCUGUGCCUCCAAGAGACGAAGUGCUCAGAAAAGGCCCUCCCUGCCGAGAUCACGUCCAUGCCUGAGUACCCCCAUAAGUACUGGGCUGUAUCCGAUGACAAGGAGGGGUACAGUGGUGUAGCCAUGCUGUGCAAGACUGAACCUCUCAAGGUGACCUAUGGAAUCGGCAAAGAGGAGCACGAUAAGGAGGGGCGCGUCAUCACUGCAGAGUUCCCAAGCUUCUAUCUGGUGACGGCCUAUGUUCCAAACGCAAGCAGAGGGCUCGUCCGCCUUGAUUAUCGCAAAACCUGGGACGUAGACUUCAGAGCCUACCUGAGCGAGCUUGAUAUGCAGAAGCCCCUGGUGCUGUGUGGGGAUCUCAAUGUUGCACACCAGGAGAUCGACCUGAAAAACCCAAAGGGCAACAAGAAGAACGCAGGCUUCACCCCGGAGGAGCGCGAGGGGUUCAGGCAGCUGCUGGCGGCCGGCUUCGUGGACAGCUUCCGUGAGCUCUACCCGGGGCAGGCCAACGCCUACACCUUCUGGACCUACAUGAUGAACGCCCGCUCUAAGAACGUGGGCUGGAGGCUCGACUACUUCCUGCUGUCGUCUUCCCUGCUCCCUGGCCUGUGCGACAGCAAGAUCCGUAACAAGGUGAUGGGGAGCGACCACUGCCCCAUCACUCUCCACUUGGCUGUGUGAAUCAUCAGAGAUGAUGAUGAUGAUGGUGUAGCGUUUGCUCUGCCCUUUGUUCCAACCUGUCUCAACUAUACCAGAGAAGAGGUUUGGAGGGGUCCCCAGCCUGUUAGUAAAGUCGCCUGUAGCUUAGUUUAUUUUCUUAGAUGAGAUGUUCCACAACAUAACAUGUCUGGUUACUUCAACUGAUUUCUUAAAAUGUGUGAUAUGUGCCCCAAAAUUCUCUACACACGCAACACUAAACACACAUUUAAGCUAAUUUUGAUCAUAUUUCUGUUCCCGACUGCUGUAAAAGAAACUCAAACACGGAUUAAGCUCUUUCUUGUACCCUGUUCUAUUUUUUAUGUAAAACUUGCUUACACUCUUAAAUAAAUAUUUUUUCCAGAC
This is a messenger RNA of Fundulus heteroclitus (mummichog), 1509 nucleotides long. It is a transcript of the gene apex1, whose product is annotated as APEX nuclease (multifunctional DNA repair enzyme) 1. Gene Ontology annotation, biological process: base-excision repair. The record is from RefSeq and is a predicted model, not a curated record. The transcript is spliced from 5 exons. Gene Ontology annotation, cellular component: nucleus. Lineage: Eukaryota; Metazoa; Chordata; Actinopteri; Cyprinodontiformes; Fundulidae. Gene Ontology annotation, molecular function: phosphoric diester hydrolase activity; double-stranded DNA 3'-5' DNA exonuclease activity; DNA binding. The coding region runs from base 196 to 1128 and encodes 310 amino acids.